AUUGACCUCUCCUCCUCCAAAAACCACACGUUCUGCCUUCCCCAAUCCCUCUGUUUCGCUUCCUGCUCCCUUCCUCGAAACUCUGUUUUGUCUAUUUUCUCUAACUCCCUUCAAAUCUACAUCACGCAUUUGGAUCACGACCAUAUCGUAGAGUUCUUCACUUGUUUUUUUCACUAAUCAUCCGUAAUCCCACGUCAGUCAGAUUUUCCAAGACCGUCCACCCUUGACAUUCAACCAUGAUUGGGUAUGGCUCCAUCCCCCUCUACCUCUCUCCAAUUUCCACCCUGUCUUGCUCUGUAAACAAAUCUGCAUUCAUCAUCCACAAAAAACUAAGGAUCACCUACUCUUCUCUUUCUUCUCGAUCCUUCAUUUUAUAUUGAAUCUAUUUUCUUUUUUCCUUUUCCGUCCACGCUCCUCCGUUGGAAGCAGUCUCCAUUUCCCCUGCAACUGGGUCUUUUAUAUUACUCCAGAUAAGAACCAUUUCAACUUCAGGCCUACUUGUUUCCUGAUUAGUCACCAGAAGUUAAAAAGCGAUGAAAACAGAGAUGAAGUCCUCCAAGGAACGUACUUUUCCAUCCUCUCCGGUUUUACCGUUGUCCAUCUUCCGUUCUACAGUGCUGAAAAUGAGUUCUUUCCGGGCACAGCGUUCUUGGUCGAGAACGGUCGUGAGGAAAUGGUUGAAUAUACAGAGCCGAGCCGACGAGUUUAACUCCGAUUACGCGAGCAAAGGUAAAACCCAUCUCGUUUCGGAUGUUCUAUAUCCAAUCGGAAUUGAAAUUCGGGGUUUUGUUUCGGAUUCAGAGCAGUUAUUGCUUUUUGCAGGAAGCGAAACAGGGAGACCGAAGACUUGUGCCGACGACGAUUAUUUUGUUUACGUACCGGAAGAUUUCUCAGAAGCUUGGUUGGUGGGAGCGACUAAUGGGCUUAAACAGCCAAUUGUUACACCGGAGGCGCCAUUGGCGGCGACGGACGGACUCAACCUCAGGAUGUUUGUGGGGACAUGGAAUGUCGGGGGGAAGUCGCCUCAGGAGGGAUUGAACUUGAGAGAUUGGCUGAAGUUACCAGCACCUGCUGACAUCUACGUUCUUGGGUUUCAGGAAAUCGUCCCCUUAAAUGCGGGGAACGUGCUCGGGCCAGAGGACGAAGGUCCAGCUGCCAAGUGGCUCUCCCUUAUACGUCAAGCUUUGAACAGCAACGACAAUGACUACCACCUUUCUCAAAAUUACACCUUUACCACUCAACGGAAAAAUCCAUCCUCGCCGUCGCAGCUUAACCAGCAAGCAACCGUGAAAAACAGGCUCAGCUUCUCCGACUUACUCUCACUGGAAGACGAGCUUGGCAAAGAGGAUUUCGAAAAGUUGCUGAAUUUGAAUCCGAAUUCCGGCGAAGAACAACCCUCACCCAGCCCACAUGGUCCCUCUGACAGCCCUUCUCGGAGGCGGUUUUGCCUGGCUGCGAGCAAGCAGAUGGUUGGCGUUUUCCUCUGCGUGUGGGUUCGUGCUGAUCUUCGCAAACAUAUAAGCAAUUUGAAGGUCUCCUGCGUUGGCCGUGGCAUCAUGGGAUACCUUGGAAACAAAGGUUCAAUAUCCAUUAGUAUGACAUUGUAUCAAACAACAUUCUGCCUAGUUUGUACACACUUGACUUCGGGGCAGAAAGAAGGAGAUGAGGUUAGGAGGAAUUCUGAUGUUGUUGAAAUAUUAAAGAGAACAAGAUUUUGCCAUUCUUUCAAAGAUCUUAGGCAACCUCUUCCUCCCGCAGGCAUUUUGGGGCAUGACAAGAUUAUUUGGCUUGGAGAUUUGAAUUAUCGGCUGGUUGGUACUAGUCGUGACACACACGAGUUACUGAACAGAAAUGAUUGGCAGGCACUUCUAGAGAAGGAUCAGCUAAGGAUGGAACAGAAAGCUGGUAGGGUAUUCCGAGGGUGGGAAGAAGGCAUGAUACAUUUUGCCCCAACUUACAAAUACCACACCAAUUCUGACCAUUAUGUCGUCCAAACAUCUAAAUCAAAAGAGAAACAACGUACUCCUGCUUGGUGUGAUAGGAUACUGUGGAAAGGUGAAGGAAUGAAACAGAUGUGGUAUACAAGGGGAGAGUCUAGAUUCUCAGACCACAGGCCGGUUUAUUCCUUAUUUUCAGUCCAAGUCAAUUCAGCAAAGAACAUCCCAACUGCCAGAUCCUGCUUGUCAAAACUUCCUACAAGCACCACCCUAUCCUCCACGAACCUAGCCAAGGUCCAAGCAGAGGAGCUCUUGCAUCUUCACAGGACACAAAGCUGCAUAGAAACCAACCCCAGAUUUUGUUAACACUCUUUACAUAUUCAUGUAUAGAAAGCAACCUGUCUCUACUGAGGCUAGAGGGGGGAGAUGUAAGAAAAAUUACCAACUUGACUCUUAGUCCAAGUGUUAUAUUUGGUUAUUUACUAAAAUCUCUUUUUGGAGAAGGAUGGAUUGUGAGUAUUGACGAUUUAGAAGAUAUAAUUAAUUAGGGGCAUGUAUGGUUAGGUUUCAUUUGUAUUUUUGGUGGAAUCUGGCAUAUCUUAAUCAAACCUUCUGCUUGGGCUCAAUAUGCAUUUGUGUGUUCAAUAAUAUGGCUUAUCCUAGUGAGUUUUAUGGACCACUAGCCAGAAACUUCUCAAGCUCAAGCAUUUACUUUUUCUAGUUAGAGACCAAUGUCUUGGGGCUAACAUGGGAUCCACUCAAGCACCCACAAUUUUAGGUAAAUAUCUAAUGCGUUCCUCGACGAGAGAAGUCAUUUUUGGGGGAGAAACUAUACCCUUUUGGGAUUUGCAUUCUCCUUGGUUAGAACCCUUGAGUGGUCCAAAUGGUUUGGACUUGAGUAAGUUGAAAAAAGAUAUACACCCUUG
This is a messenger RNA of Rubroshorea leprosula, 2863 nucleotides long. The record is from the annotation of a GenBank genome assembly. NCBI's taxonomy places the organism in Eukaryota, Viridiplantae, Streptophyta, Magnoliopsida, Malvales, Dipterocarpaceae.